Messenger RNA from Epinephelus moara (kelp grouper), 4212 nucleotides. RefSeq names its product myotubularin related protein 1a (gene mtmr1a). Gene Ontology annotation, biological process: dephosphorylation. Gene Ontology annotation, molecular function: phosphatidylinositol-3,5-bisphosphate 3-phosphatase activity. The transcript has 20 exons. NCBI's taxonomy places the organism in Eukaryota, Metazoa, Chordata, Actinopteri, Perciformes, Serranidae. The record is from RefSeq and is a predicted model, not a curated record. The coding region runs from base 227 to 2308 and encodes 693 amino acids.
GCGGAGCUACAGAGCGAGGAAGAGAUGCGAGUGAGGAGGAAGCACAAAUAACCAAAUGACAGGAAGCAUUUACACUAAUUUCACAGACAGCCCCGAGCCCCGGUAGAACAAACAGGCACGCAAGCUGAGGGCGGACAUUGGAAUUAAACAAAAGCCUAAUUUCCCCCGCAUCCUCGGAGCAGAGGAAAUCGCCUGCCUCCGCCCCUUGUGACCUACAAGUAAACAGAUGGAGAAACAGGCCGGAGCUGCCGGGGCGGCGGACGGAGCAGGGCCGAACAGAAAGCCCUGGGGCUCGCCGGCCAGUGCACCAUCCGCCGGGGAAACCCUGGACAGUCCAACAGGUUCCCAUGUAGAGUGGUGUAAACAGUUGAUUGCAGCCACCAUCUCCAGUCAGAUCUCAGGAUCGGUCCCACCUGACAUUGUGAACAGGGACAACAAGGCCAGAAGAAGACCAGAUCUCAUGAUGUCCAAGAGGCUGAAUCCAAGGCAAGAUUCACAAGAUGAAGGGCUUUGUUACCAUGGAGAAAGUGAUUCUGAGCAUCCUUCCAAUGCUUUGAACCUUCCAGCUUUGAGAUACGGGGCGCAGGCCACAAUGUUUCAGAAUCAGGUUCCUCUGCUACCAGGAGAGACUAUUCAGACCACAGUCAAGGAUGUAAUGUAUAUCUGUCCGUUCAGUGGUCUGGUUAAUGGAACCCUGACCAUCACAGACUACAAGCUCUACUUCUCCAGUGUGGAAAGGGAGUCUCCGUUUGUUCUUGAUGUGAACCUGGGAGUCAUCAGCAGACUGGAGACCAUCAGCGUUCCCAACCAGGGAGAGAACACCAAAGGACUGGAGCUGGUCUGCAAGGACAUGAGGAGUCCCAGGUUUGCUUAUAAGACAGAGGAGAGCCAUCCAGAUGUGGUGGAGCUGCUGGCCAAACACGCCUUCCCCCUCUCCCACAGCCUGCCCGUGUUUGCCUUCCUGUACAAAGAGCAAUUUCCUGUAGAUGGCUGGAAGGUGUAUGACCCAACAGCAGAGUACAGGCGCCAGGGUCUCCCUAAUGAGAGCUGGACCAUCAGCAAGAUGAACAGCACCUACGAGCUCUGUGACACCUAUCCCUCCAUCGUGGUCAUCCCCACCAACAUCACAGAUGAAGACAUCAGACGGGUGGCUGUGUUUAGAGCCAAGCAUCGCAUACCGGUCUUGUCCUGGAUUCACCCAGAGUCUCAGGCCACCAUCAUACGCUGUAGCCAGCCGUUAGUCGGACCUUCAGACCGUCGCUGUAAAGAGGAUGAACGCUUCCUCCAAAUCAUCAUGGAUGCCAAUGCCCAGUCCCACAAGCUCACCAUAUUUGACGCCCGGCAGAAUAGUGUAGCAGACACCAACAAGGCAAAGGAUGGAGGGUAUGAAAGUGAGAGUUUUUAUUCAAACGUGGAGUUGAACUUCCUGGAAAUCCCCAACAUCCAUGUGAUGAGGGAGUCUCUGAGGAAGAUGAAGGAUGUGGUUUAUCCCACCAUAGAUGAAGCCCACUGGCACUCUGCUAUUGACCAAACACACUGGCUGGAGUACAUACGGCUACUAUUAGCAGGAGCAGCAAAGAUAGCUGAUAAGCUAGAGUCUGGGAAGACGUCGGUGGUGGUUCACUGCAGUGACGGCUGGGACCGGACGGCUCAGCUCACCUCGCUGGCUAUGCUGAUGCUCGACAGUCACUACCGCACUCUCAGAGGAUUCCAGGUUCUGGUGGAGAAGGAGUGGGUUAGCUUUGGACACAAGUUUGCUGCUCGCGUGGGUCACGGUGAUGAGAACCAUGCUAACUCAGAACGCUCACCUCUCUUCGUCCAGUUCAUCGACUGUGUUUGGCAAAUGACUCGCCAGUUCCCAUCAGCCUUUGAGUUCAAUGAGUUGUUCCUGAUCACAGUGCUGGACCACCUCUACAGCUGUCUGUUUGGUACAUUCCUCUAUAACAGUGAACAGGAGAGGGCAUCCAAGGAGGUACAGACCAAGACAGUGUCUCUGUGGUCCUACAUUAACAGCCAACCUGAGGACUUCACCAACCCCUUCUAUGUGGACUAUGAGCACCACGUUCUGUAUCCACUGGUUUCCUCCAGACAUCUGGAGCUGUGGACCGCCUACUACGCCCGCUGGAACCCUCGCAUGAGACCACAGGUGCCGGUGCACCAGACGCUGAAGGAGCUGCUGAUGCUGAGAGCAGAGCUCCAGAGGAGGGUGGAGGAGUUGCAGAGAGAAGCCUCCUCCCACUCCCUGUCCUCCUCCUCUGAACACUCCCCCUCACACACCACAGGGACUCCCCUGCACACCGCUGUCUGACUGACACACACACACACACACACACACACAGAGUUAAAUGCAUGUUUUAGCCCAAUUACUAUAAAUACUGAUGUUUACAAUGUGAAGGAGCCUUUACAAAGAGAAUCCUAAUUUUAUAUUAACAUUCCUAAAAUCUCCUCAAGAUGUUUGUUAAAUAAAAAUAAAAACGUAUUUAAAGACAGUAUUAAAACUAGCCUGACACACCUGUGCUUAUUAUUUAUAUUAUUUAAAAAAUCUCUAAAUUCAGAAAGACCGGCUUCCCCUGUACUGAGGGAAUCUUACCAUUCGCUUCAUAGUGUUUUUGUUUUUGUAUGAAGAAUUACUUCUAUUUGUCUCAGGGCUCUGAUAUUCACAUGACUGCAGAAAGCUGCCAGUAACAUGGUUACCUAUAGUGUAGCCUCCCUCACACUUUUUCCCUUCUUCUUCAUCAAGGUUGGAAUUAUUAUGAGCUGUGCCACACUGUCCAAAGUCAUGAAGAGAAACCUUCACAUUUUUAAAUGGAAACCAGGAUUACCACCUCAGCGUUACAUGCCUUUGCAAACCAGUCAAGUUGCACUUAAAGUUUACAUCCAUGUCUGUGAAAACAUGGAUGCUUCACACACAUCUUCACCCCGACAACACAGAAGAUUCAUAGAUCCUUUUGGGGCCUUUUCUUUAGCUGGAGGCGAAACACCACUCACCACCACAGGGCUGUAGGCUACAUAGGAGUCUUAAAAUGUCGUCUUGCUGUGUUAUUGGGAGCCAGAAUAGAAGGAGUCAUGGCUCAAAACUUAAAUUUUAUCACAUACCGGCUGCCCCUGCCUGUCAACAAAAAUGAAGACAGCUAUGGUUAAAUGCCAUAAGACAAAAUGAUCGGACAGAGGUGAUCAUUAAAAUGCUUGCAUGUGCAGUGCACACUUCAUAUCAGGUUAGGGAAAAAGUAUUUACUGUUGUAGGGAUGAAUGACUUCAUGUGUAUUAAGGGUUAUUAUGUCCACCUAAUCAGAAAUUGGAAGGGUCUUAAGUAGAGAUGUACGAUACCACUUUUUCCUUCCCGAUACCGAUUCCAGUCCCUGAACCUUAGGUAUCUGCCGAUACCGAGUACCGAUCCAAUACCAGCACGUAAAAAAAAAUGAAUAGGAUAUGAAUUGUUGUAUGUCUCAACUCCUAAAACUCUAUGUAAAAUAUUAAGAAAUAAAUACAUAAUAGUAGAAUGAAUGCCAUAAAACUUUUUGUAAUAAUUAUUAUCCAGUGUCGACACAGAUCAAGACACAGGUUAAAGUGACUUGUGACUUGACAAAAAAUAAAAGACUUGAGACUUGACUCGGACUUGGAAGUGAAAGACUCGGGACUUGACUUGACUUGAGACACAAUGACUUGAAUGACUUGAGUGUUAUUCACAUCAUGUUUUCGGUUAGAAUAUAAAAUUAAUAAAUUAAUUUAAAAAAUAACGUUGAUUACCCGGUAGGAGCGCAGGCUGAGAAUGGCGUUGUCAUGAUUGGAUCACUACCCUGUCAAUCAGUCAUGCCCUCUCUACGUACCUUACGUGUUUAUUGGAGAAACACGCCCUCUUAUAUCAGAUAGGCAUCAACAUGUCAGUCAUCGUCUUCGGCUUUCGGAAUUACCAUUAUGACGGCAAAAGACGAACAGCACAGUGCAAGACAUGAGGCAUAAACAUCUCAGACAGCCAAGCGACAACUUCAAACUUUGUUCGUCAUUUGAAGAGCCAUUCUGCCCAGUAAGUGAUUGUCAAUUAGCUAAUAUUAUCUGGUUAGUCGGUAGUUAGCUAACGUUAGCUUGAUACGAUACGGGGGUGGGGUGGGGGAUCCGUUUGGUGGAACUUGUUUUUUAAUUUAUUUGCUAACAUUUAACCCCAGAAAACGUGAGCGAACAUUCCGACCGGUUCAUCACAAGACCGGCUGUACG